Bubalus bubalis (water buffalo) is the source of this 1378-nucleotide messenger RNA. It is a transcript of the gene STARD10, whose product is annotated as StAR related lipid transfer domain containing 10. The transcript has 7 exons. NCBI's taxonomy places the organism in Eukaryota, Metazoa, Chordata, Mammalia, Artiodactyla, Bovidae. Gene Ontology annotation, molecular function: lipid binding. The coding region runs from base 327 to 1202 and encodes 291 amino acids. The record is from RefSeq and is a predicted model, not a curated record.
UGGCCAGCUCUGCCUGGGGAGGGCCAGGGAGCCCCAGAGCUCUGGAGCCAGAUGCUCUGGAAAGCCUAGUCUAAUCCAUGGGAGAUGUGUACAGGGGUCCGCAGGAGGACUAGGGGUGGACAAGGACCAGAGUCCAGGACUGGAGGAGGAUUAAAGCUCCCAGCUGGGAGUGCGAUGGGAGUGGAGAUUUUGCCCAAGUCUAGCCACCUUGAGAACCUUGAGGUCCCUGGAAGGUGGCGUCAGCAUCUGCAGCCGCGUCGACGUUGGCGGAGCCUCCGCGGAGGACCCAGGACAGCCGGACCAGGACCAGGGCCCUGGGCCUCCCCAUGGAGCAGUCAGCUGCCUCCCCAGAGCCCCCGGGGCCUCGGCCAGUCCUGGGCCGCGACAGCGUCCAGGUGCCCGACGACCAGGACUUCCGCAGCUUCCGGUCAGAGUGUGAGGCCGAGGCGGGCUGGAACCUGACCUACAGCAAAGCUGGUGUGUCUGUGUGGGUGCAGGCUGUGGAGAUGGAUCGUACCCUGCACAAGAUCAAGUGUCGGAUGGAGUGCCGCGAUGUGCCAGCAGAGACACUCUACGAUGUCCUACAUGACAUUGAAUACCGAAAAAAGUGGGACAGCAACGUCAUUGAAACUUUCGACAUUGCUCGCUUGACAGUCAACGCUGAUGUGGGCUAUUAUUCUUGGAGGUGUCCAAAGCCCCUGAAGAAUCGUGAUGUCAUCACCCUCCGUUCCUGGCUGCCCAUGGGCACUGAUUACAUCAUUAUGAACUACUCAGUCAAACAUCCUAAAUACCCGCCUCGGAAAGACUUGGUCCGAGCUGUGUCCAUCCAGACGGGCUACCUCAUCCAGAGCACGGGGCCCAAGAGCUGCGUCAUCACCUACCUGGCCCAGGUGGACCCCAAAGGCUCCUUACCCAAAUGGGUGGUGAAUAAAUCUUCUCAGUUCCUGGCUCCCAAGGCCAUGAAGAAGAUGUACAAGGCGUGCGUCAAAUACCCUGAGUGGAAGCAGAAGCAUCAACCACACUUCAAACCGUGGCUACACCCGGAGCAGAGCUCGUUGCCCAGCCUGGCGCUGUCGGAGCUGUCGGUGCAACAUGCGGACUCGCUGGAGAACAUCGACGAGAGCGCGGUGGCAGAGAGCCGGGAGGAUCGCACAGGCAGCGCGGGCGGCGAGGGCAGCGAUGACGACACUUCGCUCACCUGAGCGCUGCACCAUGGCAGGGACGGCGAUACGACGGGGUGGAGCCCAGAGGCGGUGGAUCCUCCCCCCGCUUUCUCCCCUCCCCCACCUCCUGCGUCUCCUGGGGACGCUGGGCUCGGGCCCAGGCUGGCGCUGCGGCCUGGCUGGACACAGCCCCAAUAAAUGAUCCCACAGCCUCA